CUGAAUGGGCAAGUAGAGCCUUUUUUAUGUAUGGUGGGGAACCACACUAUGCAGUUUUUCCAGUUGGAGAUGCUCCUUUAAGUCCUGUUGAAUCACAAAUAUCAUUUGGUCGACCCAGCAGUCCCUUGCCUCCAGUGUGGGCUAGCACACCACAAAAUCAGCAGCGCUUACCAGGAACUUUAGUCCAGCCUCAAUUUUCAAGUAUUUAUAGUCCUGUCAAACCAGCAGUGAGUGCUAUUCCACAGCCUCAAACACCUACCAGCAAUAUAUUGUCUCAACAGCUGUCUGCUACUGGCGUUACAACUUCUACAUCUGACAUAAUUUAUUCUGGAAAGCACAAUGGCCUGUAUUUGUAUUUCUCCAGAAUAAUUAGGCCUUUAUGGAACAAAAAGGUUGUUUCUGAGACCUCUGGCAUGUUUGAAGACAUUAAAAUUAACUUUCUGGUUAGUAAUGUUACUUCGGAGGAAUUGUCUGUAUUUCUGCAGUAUCUUUUAUCUUUAAAACAAUUUCUUCAAAAUAACAGUCAAGCAUUUUUGAAUCCGUCGCUUACAAGUUUAACUAAAAAUAUUGGAAGUUCAAGAUUGCUUUCAAAAAGUGUUCAGAAUUCUCCUGCUGAUCCUUCUUCAGUUUCCCAGUACCAAAUGAAAACUAAUAAGGAUGCAGAAUUGCAAGAAAGAGUAUCUUUGACUAACUUUCAGCAGCUUGUUAAUUAUACUUAUGAAAUGUUAGCUCUCUGGAAAGUACUCUGUGAUCACAAUUUUCAAACAAUUGUUAGUUUCUUACCUCAGGAGCAGCAGGAUUUGAUGAAGCUCUUGACUUUCAAAGAUUUUAUCAUUGAUGGAAAAGAGCUGUCUGCUGGUUUAACCAAUGCUUUAAUAAACUUAUACCUAGAAGAUAAUGCUAGCACUGGUACAAUCAGUCAGCGUCUUAGAGAACUCUGUCCUUCAAUAUACCGUAUCGAAGAUGCUACAGUCUCAAAGGCACAUGAAAUAGUAUUAAAUGCAAAGAAUAUUAUAAAUAAAGCUGAAAAAGAGCAACAAUUGAUGGAAGCCUUAAAACUUUGCAAAUCAAUAACUCCAAAUAUUGAUCUUGGUCUGAUGUGUGGACUUUUCCGUAGUGCUGGAUUUUACCAUGGCAUUGUUGAUCUAUGUCUCUGCUGUGCUCAGCGUCGUGAUCCGCAAGGCUUAGCUUUACAUUAUUAUAAAAAUGGUGAACCUCAGGAUGAUCAGCAAGGAAUGCAGGCCUUUAUUAAUCGAAUGAAAUGCUACAAACAUGUGAUUGAUGCAAUAAAUGAUCUCAUGUCCCAGAGUAUGUCUCAUCCCCAGUCACCAAGCAUUCCUAAAGUUCCUGGUCCACCACCUUCUAGGGAUCCAAAUCUUUUAGCGCCAGAAGAAGCUAAAGUUUAUUCAGAGCAAAUAUUUGAAAUGGCUUUAAAAACUGAUGAUGAGUUAUUUCACGUGGCUCUGUAUGAUUGGUUAAUUGAAAAUAAUCAGACAGAUACUCUUCUCUUUAUAAAAUCACAUUUCUUGGAGGAUUAUUUAAAAAGGUGCACUACUCUUCGCCCUGACAAUUCAUAUGUCUUAGAUUUAUUGUGGAAGUACUAUGAAAAGAACCAAAAUUUUUCUGCUGCUGCCAGAGUUUUAUCAAAAUUAGCAGAUAAGCAUGGAGUUGAUAUGAACUUAGCUCAACGAAUAGAAUACCUUUCAAGAGCAAUUAUGUGUGUUAAAGGUUCAGAAAUGAGAAUUUCCACAAGUGGUGAGGGAGAAUUCUUGCAUGAACUAGAAGAAAAAAUGGAGGUUGCUCGUAUUCAGCUUCAGAUACUGGAAACACUGCAACAGAAAAAGUUAACAUUGCAACAGAAAAGGAUAGCAGGUGUCCAAGGCAGUAAUAUUGAUGAUGCUAUAAAUAGGCUUAAUUCUAAUUUCCAAGAUAUCCAGCAGCUAUAUGAGGAAUUUGCUGUGCCAUUCAAUCUUCCUGAAAGCCAGUUGGCUAUUGUUCAUUGUGGUGGACUGUAUGAUCCUGCUCUCAUUGAAUCGUUAUGGCAGAGUAUUAUUGAAAAAGAACUCAUAGCCACCAUUGGGAACCUCCCAGAUACCCGAGUUAAAAUAUUGCAGCAGAAGUUAGUUAAUAUUAGCCAAGCCUACAUUUCUUCAGAGAAAUAUUUCCCUUUAGCUUUUAUCAUUAAGUUCUUGGAGUUUAAAACAUGUACUCUGAAUUUUGACCCAGCUUGGGUUUUUGAAGCCAUGCUUUGUGUAGGUGUGUCCAUAGUUGAACUUCUCAAAAUUUACCAUAAACUUUAUUGUGCUAAAGAUUCUUGCUGGACUACUUGUGGCAAGCCUCUGCAUUUGCUAUUUGUUUUAGUGUUACUUAUCGGACACUUUGCUGAUUCACCAUCAAUUGUGCCACUAAAUGAAAGGAGGUCAUUCACUACAUUUUGCUUAGAUGUGAUAUCUGGAUACCUUGUUGAUCUGCAAGCAAUGGACUCUUCCAAUCCUAAUGUUCCUACUCUUAUGAAAAAUUUCAGAUCAGUUCAACGGAAGCUUGAGAGACUGCCUUGACACAUUAUUACAUAAUGAAAAUAAAUGUUUAUACUGUAAUGAAAUUCCAAAUGGCACUUUUGAAGAAUUUGUUGGUUGUCUCUUCUGAACAUUUGUUUUAUAUAAAAAAUGAGGAAUUAUGGUUAAUAAACAUAUGUUUGCUGCUGUAAAGUAAAAUUUUACAUGGAAAUUUAAUUCUCUUUUCUUUUAAUUUAUUGCCAUCAGAAAUUUGAUCAGGUUGAUCGAGAUCAGUAUUUUACCUUUUAAGAGUUAAAAUAUGAUUUUAUCUUAGUUUUAAUUUUUUUCAUUCCCCUAUAACUGAGUUCAAUAUUUUAGACUUUUCCCUCUAGUAUACUUUCUGUGAAUGUAAAAUCCAAUGUUGUUAGCUUUUUUUUUUUUUUUUUUUUUUUUUUUUUUGAAAAAAAUAAUAUAUAUUUUCAAAGAAUAUUAGUAAUCUCUUAUCUGAAGUAAUUAAAGAUAAGUAAGAAUGUGCAAUCUGAAAAUAAUUUUGUGAUUAAAAGAAAAUUGUCUCUCUUUUCUCAAUAAUUUCCUUUAAAGUUAGCACUCAUUUUAAUUAAAAGCCUAAAAACUAACCUUUUUUAUUUGGAUAACUUGUUAACUUAAAUGCAUUUUGUAAUGCAUAAAUAUUUGUCUUAUUUUGCUGUAAUUUUUAUCCAUUAAUAUUUGUAAAUGCUUAUUGUAAUAAUCAUUUUCAUAUCAAGACCUGUAUAAAUACUAACUGAUAUAAAUGAAAUUUCAUACCAGUACUUCACAUUUUAAUCAACAGUAGUUCAUAUUUGUUUCUGAUGUAGUCUUAUAAUUUAUGGAAGGUCAGGCUAAAUGAUCAUGUAAUGAUCUUCAAUUUAAAAAUAAUUGAUAUUGUAUCUUUUGGAUGUGCAUAAUUUUUUAUAUGUUGCAUUCUUUUGUACUUCUUUGUGCUGAACCUAACAAAUAAAAUCUUCUUACAUUUUUGUAAUACA
Messenger RNA from Stegodyphus dumicola, 3517 nucleotides. It is a transcript of the gene Nup154, whose product is annotated as nuclear pore complex protein Nup154. Gene Ontology annotation, molecular function: protein binding; structural constituent of nuclear pore. The record is from RefSeq and is a predicted model, not a curated record. Gene Ontology annotation, cellular component: nuclear pore inner ring; nuclear pore. NCBI's taxonomy places the organism in Eukaryota, Metazoa, Arthropoda, Arachnida, Araneae, Eresidae. Gene Ontology annotation, biological process: protein localization to nuclear inner membrane; transcription-dependent tethering of RNA polymerase II gene DNA at nuclear periphery; protein import into nucleus.